UCAGUUUCACUUUUAAAGCAAAGGAAGAAAACGUGCGUCGUUAUGGCUUCCGAAAACAUUGAAACAUCACGGCUAGAAUAUGAAAUAUCUUGUUCAGUUUGCUGUGGAAUCUUCAAGAACCCCGUUUUAUUAUCAUGCAGUCAUAGUUUCUGCAAAGAGUGUCUUCAAGAAGUAUGGAAUAAAUCAGCCAAGCGAGAGUGUCCUCUUUGUAGGAGAAAAUCCUCAAAAGAUUUACCUCCUUUGAACCUGGCAUUGAAACAAGUCUGCGAACUGAUUUUAAAGGAGAAAACGCGAAUCGGAGUUACCAGUGAAGCCCUUUGUUCUCUUCACGGUGAAAAUCUCAAACUAUACUGCAAACAGGAUGACCAGGCUAUCUGUGUUGACUGUAUAGGAUCUGGCCAACAUCAAAAUCACGAUGUGUGUCGAUUCAUUGCCGUCGUUCAGGAACGAAAGGAGGAACUUUUGACUGAUCUGAAGCCACUUAAAGAAAAGAGGGACAACUUGGAUAAGAUGAAGAGAAGUUGUGAUGCGACUGCAGCAUUCAUCAAGAAACAGGCUGAUAAAACUGAGGCUGAUAUCAAAUCAGAGUUUGAGAAACUUCACAAGUUUCUGUAUGAGGAGGAAUCUGCCCGCGUAGCCAGUCUGCGGAACAAAGAACAGCAGAAGACCCAGAUGCUCCAGGACAGUGUGGAAACAAUUAGCAGCAAGUUGGCAUCUCUCUCAGCAGUGAUAGACAGCAUUGAGCGCGAGAUGGAAAUUCAAGAUAUGGAAUUCCUGCAGAAUUUCAAGGCGAUCAAGAGAAGGGUACAAUGUAAACUUCAAGAGCCAGACACUAUUUCUGUGCCUUUGAUCGACGUCUCCAAGCACCUGAGUGCUCUGAAGUAUAGCAUCUGGGAGAAAAUGCUUGGGAUAAUUCACCACUCUCCGUUAACCCUGGAUCCUCUAUCAGCCCAUCCUCAGUUGGCCUUUUCUGACGAGCUGACCAGUGUCCGUUACAGCUUCCGGGGCAAGAAUCUCCCCGAUAACCCUGAGCGCUUUGACCUAUAUGUCUUUGUGCUGGGCUCUGAGGGCUACAGCGGUGGGGUCCACAGCUGGGAAAUCGAAGUAGGCAACAAACCCAACUGCCGCAUCGGUGUGGCUCGCCAGUCCGUGCAGAGGAAGGGGAACUUCCCCGUGUGCCCCAAGGCAGGGUUCUACACCAUCAUCCUGAGGAAGCACGAGUUCCGCGCAGGAACGUGGCCAGAGACUCGUCUGGAGUAUGACAGGAAGCCACGGAGGAUCCGCAUUCAACUGGACUACACAAAGGGCGAGGUGACCUUCAGUGACCCCAGCGAAGGCACACUCAUCUACGCCUUCAAAGAUACGUUCACUGAGAAAAUGUUCCCUCUCUUUGGGCCAUCAAAAGACUCUACUCCACUUCGCAUUUGUUCCAGGAAAGUCUUGAUACAGCUUGAGCCGUGAUGUGUUGUUGUUGACAUUUGUUGUUGUUGACUAGAUGUAAAUAUGUAAGAGCUGUAGGUCUUACAGCUGGCGGGUUUGUCUAGGUAGCUGGUCAGUACCUCGGCAGGAGGUAUGGCCCUUGACUCUGUUUAUUAAUGCUAACCUGCUUCUUGGAGGUUUCUCUAAUAAUCACCUGAGCCUACCUCUCUGGGAAUGAGGGCAUUGAAAGGUCCUCCUUGCCUAGCUUUAAAACUACUUUCUUGGAAUACAUUUUUUUAAUGACACUUUUCCAAUGUUUAGCAGAAUCUUCAUGUUGUUGGUAGAUUCUGUCAGCAAAUUAUUAAAUUCACAAAAGCUAUUAAAAUUAAGUAAUUCA
This is a messenger RNA of Clupea harengus (Atlantic herring), 1816 nucleotides long. RefSeq names its product E3 ubiquitin-protein ligase TRIM39-like. The record is from RefSeq and is a predicted model, not a curated record. Gene Ontology annotation, molecular function: protein binding; zinc ion binding. NCBI's taxonomy places the organism in Eukaryota, Metazoa, Chordata, Actinopteri, Clupeiformes, Clupeidae.